Gymnogyps californianus (California condor) is the source of this 2750-nucleotide messenger RNA. It is a transcript of the gene KIFAP3, whose product is annotated as kinesin associated protein 3. The record is from RefSeq and is a predicted model, not a curated record. Gene Ontology annotation, cellular component: kinesin II complex; axoneme; ciliary transition zone. The transcript has 20 exons. Gene Ontology annotation, biological process: cilium organization; microtubule-based movement. Bases 23 to 2404 code for a protein of 793 amino acids. Gene Ontology annotation, molecular function: kinesin binding. NCBI's taxonomy places the organism in Eukaryota, Metazoa, Chordata, Aves, Accipitriformes, Cathartidae.
CCCCCCCCCCCGCCUCCCCGCCAUGCAGGGCGAGGACGCCCGGUACCUCAAGAGGAAGGUAAAAGGAGGCAACAUAGAUGUGCAUCCAUCUGAGAAAGCCCUCAUUGUCCAAUAUGAAGUGGAAGCAACGAUUCUGGGAGAGAUGGGAGACCCCAUGCUGGGGGAGCGCAAGGAAUGUCAGAAAAUCAUUCGGCUAAAGAGUCUUAAUGCAAAUACAGACAUUGCUUCCCUCGCUCGAAAGGUGGUUGAAGAAUGCAAGCUCAUUCACCCCUCCAAACUUGCAGAAGUAGAACAGCUAUUGUACUAUCUGCAGAAUCGCAGAGAUGCCUCAGCGGGAAAAGAAAAGAAAGAGAAAUCCAGUAAGCCAAAAGAUCCACCCCCAUUCGAAGGAAUGGAGAUUGAUGAAGUUGCUAAUAUCAAUGACAUGGAUGAGUACAUUGAGUUACUGUAUGAGGACAUUCCUGACAAGGUGCGUGGCUCUGCCCUCAUCCUGCAGUUGGCUAGGAAUCCUGAUAAUUUGGAAGAACUGCUUAUCAAUGAAACUGCCCUGGGUGCAUUGGCUAGAGUGCUGAGGGAAGACUGGAAACAAAGCGUGGAACUUGCUACCAAUAUAAUUUAUAUUUUCUUCUGCUUUUCAAGCUUUUCUCAAUUUCAUGGAAUAAUCACACACUACAAAAUUGGAGCACUGUGUAUGAAUAUCAUAGACCAUGAACUGAAGAGACAUGAGCUUUGGCAGGAAGAACUUGCUAAAAAGAAGAAAGCUGUUGAUGAAGAUCCUGAAAAUCAAACCCUGAAAAAGGACUAUGAGAAAACUUACAAGAAAUAUCAAGGACUGGUUGUCAAGCAGGAACAGCUACUCAGAGUUGCACUUUACCUGCUCCUAAAUCUUGCUGAGGAUACUCGCACUGAGCUGAAGAUGAGAAACAAGAACAUUGUCCAUAUGUUAGUGAAAGCACUGGACCGUGAUAAUUUUGAGCUGCUUAUCCUGGUUGUAUCUUUCUUGAAGAAACUCAGCAUUUUUAUGGAGAACAAAAAUGAUAUGGUUGAAAUGGAUAUUGUUGAAAAACUUGUGAAAAUGGUACCCUGUGAACAUGAAGACCUGCUGAACAUCACUCUUCGACUCUUACUAAAUCUCUCCUUUGACACAGGCCUGAGAAAUAAAAUGGUACAAGUUGGUCUGCUUCCCAAACUCACUGCACUUCUAGCAAAUGAAAACUACAAACAAGUAGCAAUGUGUAUUCUGUAUCACAUAAGCAUGGAUGAUCGCUUUAAAUCAAUGUUUGCAUACACAGACUGUAUCCCACAGUUAAUGAAGAUGCUUUUUGAAUGUCCUGAUGAGCGAGUUGACCUGGAACUUAUUUCUUUCUGUAUUAACCUUGCUGCUAACAAAAGGAACGUACAACUUAUCUGUGAAGGAAAUGGUUUGAAAAUGCUAAUGAAGCGGGCUUUGAAAUUUAAGGACCCAUUGUUAAUGAAGAUGAUCAGGAAUAUUUCACAACAUGAUGGGCCAACUAAAAGCCUGUUUAUUGAUUAUGUUGGUGAUUUAGCAGCUCAAAUAUCAAAUGAUGAAGAGGAGGAGUUUGUGAUUGAAUGCCUGGGAACACUUGCAAAUUUGACCUUACCAGAUCUGGACUGGGAACUUGUGCUGAAAGAGUACAAACUGGUUCCAUACCUCAAGGAUAAACUAAAACCAGGUUCUGCAGAAGAUGACCUUGUUUUAGAAGUGGUGAUAAUGAUUGGAACAGUUUCUAUGGAUGACUCUUGCGCUGCUCUGCUGGCUAAAUCUGGAAUCAUCCCUGCGCUUAUUGAGCUUCUGAAUGCUCAGCAGGAAGAUGAUGAGUUUGUCUGCCAGAUCAUCUAUGUAUUUUAUCAGAUGGUCUUCCACCAAGCCACCAGAGAUGUCAUUAUCAAGGAAACCCAAGCUCCAGCAUAUCUUAUAGACCUGAUGCAUGAUAAAAAUGCUGAGAUUCGCAAAGUUUGUGACAACACUCUGGAUAUUAUAGCGGAGUAUGAUGAGGAAUGGGCUAAAAAAAUCCAGAGCGAGAAAUUUCGAUGGCACAACUCUCAGUGGCUGGAAAUGGUGGAGAGUCGGCAGAUGGAUGACAGUGAGCAGUAUCUGUAUGGUGAUGAUCGUAUUGAGCCCUACAUCCAUGAAGGGGAUAUUCUGGAAAGACCUGACCUCUACUACAAUGCAGAUGGCCUCAUAGCCCCCGAUGGAGCAGUGAGUCCGGAUUUCUUCAGUGAUUACCAUCUUCAGAAUGGAGACCUCGUUGGGCAGCAUCCCUUCUCUAGCAGCGUCGGAGUUGAUGGAUUUGGUCAAUCACCAGGGGUUCCUGGCCGCCCCGCGACUGCGUAUGGAUACCGCCCGGAUGAACCGUACUACUACAGCUACGGAGCACGAUAAAACAGCCUGCUCUGCAGUCCAGGAUGCUGCCACCUGCCCUGGAGGAACCACUGUGUGCAUGGCCGGCAGUAGAUCUAUCCCUUGGUAAUGCAUGAUUGUACCACGAUGGGUCCAUCAUUACAUAUCCUUUGGCGUGUGUAGCUCCAGAUAAACCUAGCCUUUCUGAGUCCAGUGUUUUAGUGACAGUGUUUACUCUUUGGUUGCUCUUUGUUCUCCUUUUUGUACAAUAUUUGCUCUGUGACUUGAAAGCAAGAAUUGGAAAACUACUGGACUGGAAAGUGUCACCUUAUGUAUAUUAAGCUACUAAUUUAAUUUCUAUUAAAUAUGAAAACCUGUGUGGUCAGCA